UUCAAAAUAAUAAUAUUAAAUUCAAUGUGUGGGUCUUAUUUGGAUUCCAAUUCAAGCAAAACAAUGGUAAAAGACAUUUUGGAGACAACUGAGAAAAAGAUAAAUAUAGGCUGAGUAAAAAUUAUAUAACGGAAUUAUUACCACAUUUUCUUUUUAAAAGAUUUAUUUAUUUAUUUGAGAGGCAGGGUUACAGAGAAAAGGAGAGACAGAGAUAAAAGUCUUCCAUUUGCUGGUUCACUCCCCAAAUGGCCACAAUGGCUGAGGCUGGGCAGACCUGAAGUCAGGAGUUUCUUCCAGGUCUCUCACGUGGAUGUAGGGGCCCAAGCACUUGGGCCAUCUUCUGCCUUCCCAGGCCACAGCAGAGAGCUGGGUCAGAAGUGGAGCAGCCCGGACUUGAACUGGUGCCAUAUGGGAUGCCGGUGCCACAGGCGAAAGCUUACUCUACUAUGCCACAGCACCGGCCCCACUAAAUUUCCUUAUUCUGACAUUGGUAUUACAGUUUGAGCCUUUAUCCAUUAGAGAUAUUAGUGGUGUAUUUACGGGUAAAAAUUAUGAUAUCUGGGACUUGCUUUUGCACACUCCAGAUGCAUUCAUGAAUUUCCGAGUCAAAGGAAAAAUUUUUUAAUGAAAAAAUCCAUAGAGACACAUGGUGGCGCUACAGGAUAAGAUUAAAAACAGUCUGCAGGCUUCAUUAUUAUUCAGAGCAGAGAAGAGCCAACCCCCUGAAGAGGGAGGUAUUAAGGAUUGUCACCUGCAGAGCCGCUGGAGGGCUGCACCCUCUCCAGCAGUUUCCUAUCAAGAAAUCAGGCCUUAAUUUACCAAAGUUAGAGCUGAGCCUGAAAUUCUCCACAAAAGAAGCUGUCAGGAGGAACCAUGGAGAGCAGAGGGGCGCUCCCUCCGCGAGGAAGGCAAGUCCUGAUUUUCUUUGUUUGGCUGGGAUUGUGUCAGGCGGGUUCUGAAUCUGUGCGGUAUUCCAUGGCAGAGGAAACAGAAAUUGGUUCUUUUGUGGCUAAUCUGGCAAGGGACUUGGGGGUAGGGGUGGACGAGCUGUCCUCGCGGGAGGCCCGGGUAGUGUCUGAUGAUAAUGAGAACCACUUGCGACUGGAUCCGCUGACCGGCGAUUUGCUCCUUAAUGAGAAACUAGACCGGGAAGAGCUGUGCGGCACCUCUGAGCCCUGUGUGCUGCCUUUUCAGGUGUUAUUAAAAAACCCUUUACAGUUUUUUCGGGCUGAGCUACACAUCAAAGACAUAAAUGAUCACUCUCCCACAUUCCUGGACAAGGAAAUACUUGUGAAAAUAUCAGAAAAUACUGCUAUUGGAACCACAUUUCUAAUGGAGAGUGCUCAAGAUCUGGACAUAGGAACCAAUUGUCUGCAAAACUAUACAAUUAGUCCCAACUCUCAUUUCUACAUUAACAUUCGAGACAGUGGUGAUGGAAAGAUAUACCCAGAGCUGGUCCUACAUAGAGCAUUGGAUCAUGAGGAGGAACCCGAGCUAAAACUGACACUGACAGCAGUAGAUGGUGGGGCCCCGCCCUUGUCUGGGACAACCUUGGUUCUCAUUAAGGUCUUGGACAUCAACGAUAACUCCCCUGAGUUUGCUGAGAACCUCUAUGAGGUACAGGUGCCUGAGGACACAGACGUUGGCUCCCGGAUUAUCACUCUCUCUGCUAAGGAUAUAGAUGCAGGAAGUUUUGGGAAAAUUUCUUACACACUUUUCCAUGCAUCAGAAGAUGUUCGUAAAACCUUUGAAAUCAACCCAGUAACUGGGGAAGUUGGUCUGAAAUCACACCUGGAUUUUGAAGUAAUACAAUCGUACACUAUAACUACUCAGGCAACAGACGGUGGGGGUCUCUCAGGAAAAUGCACUCUUGUGAUUAAGGUACUGGAUGUAAACGACAACCCACCAGAAGUGACCAUUUCAUCAAUCACAAACAGCAUUCCAGAAAACACGCCAGAGACUCUUGUCGCCAUCUUCAGUGUCCGAGAUCCAGACUCUGGAGACAACGGAAGGAUGGUUUGCUCUAUUCAGGAUGACCUCCCCUUCCUUUUGAAGCCCACUUUCAAGAACUUCUACACCCUGGUAACCGAUGGAGCGCUGGACAGGGAGGCCAGGGCCGAGUACAACAUCACCAUCACCGUGUCCGACCUGGGCACGCCCAGGCUGACCACCCGGCACCACGUCGCGGUGCAGGUGUCCGACGUGAACGACAACGCCCCGGCCUUCAGCCAGGCCGCCUACACCCUGCUGGUGCGCGAGAACAACAGCCCCGGGCUGCUCAUCGGCUCCGUGAGCGCCAGCGACAGGGACGCGGGCGCCAACGCGCAGGUGACCUACUCGCUGCUGCCGCCGCCACAGCAGCCCGACGUGGCGGCGCUCGUGUCGGUGCACGCGGACAGCGGGCAGCUGUACGCGCUGCGCGCGCUGGACUACGAGGCCCUGCGCGCCUUCGAGUUCGGCGUGCGCGCCGCCGACCGCGGCUCCCCGGCGCUGAGCAGCGAGGCGCGCGUGCGCGUGCAGCUGCUGGACGCCAACGACCACGCGCCGGCCGUGCUGUACCCGCCGGCCAACGGCUCGGCCGCCUGCCCCGAGCUGGUGCCGCGCGCGGCCGACGCGGGCUACCUGGUGACCAAGGUGGUGGCGGUGGACGGCGACGCGGGCCAGAACGCCUGGCUGUCGUUCGAGCUGCUCAAGGCCACGGAGCCCGGGCUGUUCGGCGUGUGGGCGCACAGCGGCGAGGUGCGCACGGCGCGGCCGCUGAGCGAGCGCGACGCGCCCAGGCAGCGGCUGCUGGUGCUGGUGCGCGACCACGGCGAGCCGCCGCUGUCGGCCAGCGUCACGCUGCACGUGCUGCUGGUGGACGGCUUCUCGCAGCCCUACCUGGCGCUGCCCGAGGCGGCGGCGGCGGCCGAGGCGGCGCGGCCCGACUCGCUCACGGUGCAGCUGGUGGUGGCGCUGGCGGCGGUGUCGUCGCUCUUGGUGCUGAGUGUGCUGGCGCUGGUGGCGGCGCGGCUGUGCGGCGCGGGCGGGGGCGGGGGCGGGGUGGGGGCGGGGUGUGCGGUUGGCGGCGGCGGCGGCGGCGCGGGUGCGGAGGGCCGCUUCCCGGGGCCGCUGCUGGACGUGAGCGGCGGCGGGACGCUGUCGCACAGCUACCAGUACGAGGUGCGCCUGACGGGCGACGCUGGGACCGGGGAGUUCAAGUUCAUGAAAUCCAUUAGCCCCAAUCUUCAAGUCUCUGACGUUGGUAGGAAUAUAGAAGAAAGUGAAAACUUCCGUAAUAGCUUCGGAUUCAACAUUCAAUAAGAUAAUAUUUUUAAACUUCUAAUCUUUUAUUCUCGUAAAACUGCUGAUUUUUUUGUCUAAAUUUUAAUGCAUUUUAUAUCAUCUGGUAGUUGCAUGCAGUAUUUCUUAUGCUGUCUUCAGAGUUUCUUUAGAACUCAUUUAAUAACUGUGCAUCCGUGCUUUCUGGGUUUUUAUUUAGUCAAAAGUGUAUUAAUCAAAUUACUACUGCUUCUUGCUAUGAUAGUGAUAUUGUUGUGCAAGACAAUAUUUUUAAUUAUUUGGAUAUGGAACCUAAAGUAUUAAGACUAAAUGUCAUUAUUAAUUUACUUAUACACACCAUCAAAACAGACAAAUCAGAAAUAAAAAUGUUGAAUGAGUACAAAGAAUAUUGGUUUAUUGCACUGUUUUCUAAAAUUUUUCAUCAUAAAUGUAACAUACUAUCGCCUCUUUUUGAGUUCUGGAGAAAGUUAUUUUUCAAGAAUUCAUGUUGUAGGAAAAUUAAAGUGAUUACAUUGUAAGUGAUCGAUUUCUUAAGUGGUUUUUUCUUUAAGUAUUUUUGUUGUUUUUAAUGCUUGUGAGGAGUAUUACAAUAUUCUGUGCUUUGGUAUUGCUAUAUUGUUUUCUUUAAAUAUUUCAGAUUUACUCAUUUUUAAUAGAUUUAUGUUUUCACUUGAGAGGCAGUUACAGAGAGAGGGAGAGAAAGAAUAUUCACCACCAGCAAGGGCUGGGCCAGGCCCAAGCCAGGAACCUGGAACUCUAUCCAGAUCUGUGUGAGUGUAGGGGCCCAAGCACUUGGGCCAUCUUCUGCUGCUUUCCCAGGAACAUUCACAGGGAACUGGAUCAGAAGUGGAGCAACCUGGACUUGAACCUGUAGCCAUAUGGGAGGCUGGCGCUGCAGGCAAUGGCUUAACUAUGCCAGAAUGCCAGCCACCAGCCGUGUUUACUCAUUUAAAUUUGUAUUUAGAUUUUUCUUUACUAAAACAGAUAAUAGUUCAUGGUCUCAUCCUGAAUAACUUCAUGAAAGAAUAAAGGGCAAAAGCUUCUUAAGAAAUUAAAAUGGGGGGGGGGGCUGAUGCUGUGGUGUAGUGGUCUAAGCCUCCACCUGCGGCGCCAGCAUCCCAUAUAGGCACCAGUUCAAGUCCUGGCUGCUCCUCCUCCUAUCUAGCUCUCUGCUGUGGACUGGGAAAGCAGAAGAUGGGCCAAAUGUUUGGGCCCCUGCACCUGCGUGGGAGACACAGAGGAAGCUGCUGGUUUCUGGCUCCAGAUUGGCCUAACUCCAGCCAUUGUGGCCAUUUGAAGAGAGAAUCAGGAGAUGGUUCUGUCUCUUCAUUUAUAUCUAUAACUCUACCUCUCAAAUAAAUAAAUAAAAAAUCUUUAAAAAUAUGCUCAAAUUAACAUUUAAAAAAGAAAUUAAAAUGAAGGGGUCAGCACCGUGGCAUAGUGGGCCAAGCCUCUGCCAGAGGUGACAGUAUCCCUGCUGCUCCACUUCCCAUCCAGCUCUCUGUUGUGGCCUGGGAAAGCAGUAGAAGAUGGCCCAAGUGCUUGGGUCCCUGCACCUGCAUGGGAGACCCAGAGGAAGCUCCCAGCUUCUGGUUUUGGAUUGGCUCAGCUCCAGCCAUUCUGGGCAUUUGGGGAGUGAACCAGCAGAUGGAAGACUUUUCUCUCUGGCUCUUACCCUCUCUAUCUGUAACUCUACCUCUCAAACAAAUUUUUAAAAAGAAAUUGAAUAUUUAAACUGUUAAAAAGAGUUAAGUUUACGUCAUCAUUAAGAGUAAAUGUGAAACAUCAUUUAUGAUUUCAAAAACCUCUGAAGAAUUGGUCCUCAUUUAUGAUUUAUAGGUACCUCACUAACAAAUAAUGUCUUAAAUCUAUAAGUGGUCAGUUAGAUGGAGGGAAAGUAGAGAUUUUCAUAACUAGAAUACAGUGCAGAUAUGGGGGCAAGUGUGCAUAUAUAUUUCUCUUUUCAAAAGUAUUUAUUUGAAAGAGUGACAGAGAAAGAGUGAGAGAUAGAGAGGGAGAAUCUUCUGUCUACUUGUUCCCUCCCCAAAUGCCUGCAACAGCCAGGGCUAGGCCAGACUGAAGCCAGAAGCCAGGCACUCCAUCCAGGUUUCCAACUUGGGUGGCAGGGACUCAAAUACUUGAGCCAUCAUCUGCUGCCUUCCCAGGUCCAUUAGCAGGAAGCUGGAUUGGAAAAGGAGUAGCCAGAAUUUGAAGCAGACCAUCUGAUAAUGCAUUGCGGGCAUCCCAAGUAGCGGCUUAACCUGCUGUGUCACUCUACCAGCCCCAGAAUAUAGAUUUCUGUAAUUGCUUUCAUAAAAUUAAAUGCUAUAGUAUAGAUGCUAUAAUAGAAUUUGUUUUAUUUUAUUUUAAAGAUUCAUAAAUUGUAAGGCAGAAUGACAGGAGAGACAAAUCUUCCAUUGAUUGGUUCACUCUCCAAAUGUCCUCAAUAACUGGGGCUGGACCAUCCCAAAGCCAAGAGCUAGGAACUCCAUCCAGGUCUCCCAUGUGGGUGGCAAGAACCCAAGUACUAGGGCCAUCAUCCACUCCUCGCAGGUGCAUUAGCAUAAAACUGGUUUGGAAGCACACAAGAAUAGCUCAGAUUGAAAUUGGCACCCCAGUAUGGAAUGGCUUAACCCCCUGUGCUGCAACAUGUGCUUGGUAAAAUGGACUUUUACUUAGCAUUGUGAAAUAGAUAAAACAAAUUCCAGUUUCCUUUUUCCUUAGGAAUCUUUUCUCAUUCUGCCUCUUACAAUCUUUUGAAAGAUUAAUCUGUUUUUUUAUGAUUUAUUUAUUUAUUUUGAAAGUUACAGAGAGAGAGGGAUCUUCCAUCCACUGGUUCCCUCCCCAGGUUGCCAAAACAGCCAGGGCCAGGAGCCAGGAGCAUCAUCUGGGUCUCCCAAAUGGGUGUCAUGGCCCCAAACAUUUGGACCACCUUCUACUGCUUUUCCCAGGCCAUUAGCAGGAAGCUGGACUAGAAGUGGAGCAGCCUAGACUCAAACUGAUGUCAUCUCAGGCAAUGGCUUUACCCCCUACACCACAAUGCUGGCCCCACUUCAUGUGAUUUUAACUGGUUCUGUUUUUUGUUUCAACAAAAAUUUAUUAGUUAUAUGACUUAAAUUGAUAUUUAAAUCAUAAAAUCAUGGAAAGAAGUUAAGCACUCAUUAUCCAUCAGAUUCCUAAGAAGUCAAAACAACCCAUAAAAGCCACUGGUAGGUCCAAUAAGUAAACACUGAAGAAAGAAAUAUUGAAAAAAUAUAAUUAAAAGAUGGAAAAGAUGUGAAAUGGAAAGAAUAAGAGAAUAUAUAUUUACUCACACAUUUACCCAAUUAGAAAUGAAAAGUUAAAAUAGUAAUUGAAACUAUUGUUUCUAGGAAAUAACCUAACGACAAACGCAGAAAAUCUUUGUGGAAAAUGAAUGAUAUCAAUAAAGCAAUAUAAUGAAAUGUCCCAAUAAAUUAAAAAGAUACUGGUCCCUUAACAGAACAAGUCAACAUGAUAAAGAUGUCUAUUCUUCCCAGAAUAAUCUAUAAAUUCAAUGCAUCUCCAAGGAAGUCUAUGACAAGUAGGUGAGGAUUUAGAAAUGCUUCUUAAUACUGACAUGGAAGGAAAAUUUGAUGAAGAACUAAGGUAGUCUUUUUUUAUUAAAAAUAUUUUUCUGUAUGGAUAAUAGAACAUAUUUAAAAAUCUGAAGUAAGGGGCCAGCGCUGGCACAGUGGGUUUAACACCCUGGUCUGAAGCUCUGGCAUCCCAUAUGGGUACUGGUUCUAGUCCCAGCUGCUCCUCUUCCAAUCCAGCUCUCUGCUAUGGCCUGGGAUAGCAGUAGAAGAUGGCCCAAGUCCUUGGGCCCCUGCACCCAUGUAGGAGACCUGGAAGAAGCUCCUGGCUCCUGGCUUCAGAUCGGCGCAGCUCCAGCUGUUGCAGCCAUCUGGGGAGUGCACCAUUGGAUGGAGGACCUCUCUCUCUGCCUCUCCUCUCUCUGUGUGUAACUCUGACUUUCAAAUAAAUAAAUACAUCUUUUUAAAAAUCUGAAGUAAAAAAAUCAAUUUGAGUGAUAUAGCAACAGACUCAUCAGUUACCAGAUAGAAGCAGAUCUGUUUACUGUAGCAUAAGAGUUGGUCUUGAUAGAGGAGUGUCAGAAUUACUGGGCAGGGUUUGGGUGAGGGCAAGAGAAGAGAGAUUGAUUACCUAGCCAAUGUUUUUUGGAAAAUUCGCUCAACAUGGAAACAAAGUUCUUGUAAUAAAAUCCAUAUGUAUUUAAACGGUGAAUUUAAGUAUUAGAAUUGGAAAAAUAAUCUUUGAUAAAAAUAUGACUUUAGUAUUGAUUUGAAUUUCUUAACAAGUCUUUAAAGUAUGAACAAUAAAAAUACAAAUGAGUACAUAUUACUUCCUCAAAACUGAAGGCUAGCACAAACUAGCAGAUGAUGGGGAAAAGUCACAAUAUUUUAACUAAGAAUUAAUAUUUAAAUUAUUCAAAUAACCUUUGAAAAUCAGCAAAACGCCAAAAAGGAGAGGCAGUAAGAUUUUUUUAAGGAAGAAAGAAGGGAUUUUAAAAGGCAAACAGCAAGUCCAAAAAAGAGCUUGAAAUUAUAUUCAGCCCCAUGGUUGGUGAAAUACACUAAAAUCAACACCAAUUUAUAUCCACAACAUUAGCAAAGAUGAAAAAUUUAAAUAAUAUCAAAUGGAUUAAUAGGAAAUCACAGUGCAACCUAUUUAGAGAGUGAUCUAGUAGUAUUUAGUGAAAUUUAAUUUGUAUAUAACCUGUGGUACAUCAAUUUUACUUUGAUUUAACAAGCCAGAAAACUCUUUUACAGCUUUACAAAAUGGGGUAUAUGACUACAUUCAACUUGGAAAAAUAGGAAUGAGAAUCCACUUUCAUAUACAAUAAAGAUCCCCAAAAUAAAAUAUAGAACAUGCUUGUGAAAGAUUAUUAUGCAGUCAUCAAAAGAAAUAAGCUAGAUAUACACCCAGUUACAUGGAUAAAUCCUAAAUGUUUUAUUUAUGUAUUUUAAAAAUAAGCUUAUCUUUUAAUUUCAUUUUUCCUCAAACUUAUAAGAAUGUUUUUUGAAAGAGUAACAGAGAAAGAGAGGGAGAUCAAGAGAGGCAGAGAGAUCUUUAAUCCACUGGUUCACUCACCACAUAACUACAAAGGCUGGGACUGGGCCAGGCAGAAGCCAAGAGCCCAGAACUCCCUCAGGGUCUUCCAUGUGGGUGACAGGGGCCCAGGCACCUGGCCGUCAUCUACUACUUUACCAGGCAGGAAGCUGGAUCAAAAGCAGAGAAGGAGCUGGUGCUGUGACUUAGUGGGUAAAACUGUCUACAGUGCCGGAAUCCCAUAUGGUUGCCGGUUCAAGUCCUGGCUGCUCUACUUCUGAUCCAGCUCUCUGCUGUGGCCUGGGAAAACAGUAGACAAUGGCCCAAGUCCUUUGGCUUCUGCACCCACAUGGGAGACCUGGAAGGAGCUCCUGGCUUCAGAUCGGCACAGCUCCGGCUAUUGAAGCUAUCUGGGGAGUAAACCAGGAGAGGGAAGCUCGCUCGCUCGCUCGCUCGCUCUCUCUGCCUCUCUGCCUUUCCUUCUCUCUGUGUAACCAAUUUUCAAAUAAAUAAAUAAAUCUUUAAAAAAAUACAGAGCAGCCAGAUUUCAAACUGGCAUGCCCAUAUAGGAUGCCAGUGUCACAAGCAGUGGCUUAACCUACUGUGCUGCAACUCCAGCUCCCUAAAAUAUUAAAAACAAACAAACAAACAAAAAAA
Molecule: messenger RNA, 9030 nt
Organism: Oryctolagus cuniculus (rabbit)
Lineage: Eukaryota; Metazoa; Chordata; Mammalia; Lagomorpha; Leporidae
Source: RefSeq, a predicted model, not a curated record